GUGGUCAAAAGGAAAAAAAAAAAAAAAAAAGAGAGAGAGAUAUAUACAGAAUCCAAAGACACUGAAGAAGAAAGCCAUUGACAUAACUAAGCUUCUUGGGGAUGUAGUAUCUUAAUUCUUGAAGGAAUAUAGAUUACAAAGAUCUUAAGCUCAGUAUUGUCUAUAUAUAACCUAAACCAAGAAAUUAUCUAGAGAUUUUCAACUCAAUUUCACUCAUUUGACUAUUUGAGUAUCUUUCGAAAACAUAUUUGAGCAGAGAGAGAGAGAGAGAGAAAGAUUUUUACAGCUGAUGAUGGUAUUCUGCACGGAUGACGCGGCCACAGGUGUUAGAGAUGCCUUCACUUAUUGUUACAGAUGCAAAGGUAGAAAAGUAACACUUUCGGAUCACGAAGAGGAUGAUGAUAACAAGCCUAUCGGAGAUUUUAACUACGACCAUGAAGUUGUUGUUUUCGAGAUUAGAAGUCGGGCAAUGGAGAAGCUAAGGAAGAAGUCAAGGAUAGGAAUGGAGAGACUAACUUACCAACCAACAAAGGAAUGCGACAUCGAGAAGGAAGAGGGUAACGAGUUUUGUUCAGUGAGAAGCAGUUUUUCAGAAUGUUGUAUGAGUGAUUUGAGCAUAGAAGGAUAUAUGACGGCGAAAACUGAGUUCUCGAAAACUUCAAGCUUAAAAGGUUUAGAGCUAGAGAAUCAAUGGAAGAUGCAUUACGUAAAUGAAAUUAGGAAAGGAUCAGUGAUUCAAGAGUUAUGUCACUGCCAAGGAUGGCCAUUUGGUUUGGGACGUAAAGCUGCAAUGCUUCCACCUCUUCCAAAGUCACCUGCCGAGUCAUGGUCUUGGAGGAAGCCAACAAGAGUUACUCCAAUUCCAUUCGUUUGAGAAAAAGCAGCUCUAAAUGUUGAAUCAUUAAAAACAAAAGAUCUCUCAUGUAAAGAAACAGAAACAAAUGAACGAACACAAGGGCCUGUUAAAAUCGUUGGAGCUGUGAGAUUAUUUUUCAAUUGGUGUUAAGCUCUAAAUUUGAAAGCUUCGUUUUGAGGAAACAAUGAACAAACUCACCUUA
Camelina sativa (false flax) is the source of this 1058-nucleotide messenger RNA. Lineage: Eukaryota; Viridiplantae; Streptophyta; Magnoliopsida; Brassicales; Brassicaceae. The record is from RefSeq and is a predicted model, not a curated record.